Molecule: messenger RNA, 1240 nt
Organism: Protobothrops mucrosquamatus (brown spotted pit viper)
Lineage: Eukaryota; Metazoa; Chordata; Lepidosauria; Squamata; Viperidae
Gene: RNF144B
Product: ring finger protein 144B
Exons: 8
Coding region: 143-1054 (303 amino acids)
Biological process (GO): protein polyubiquitination; ubiquitin-dependent protein catabolic process; positive regulation of proteasomal ubiquitin-dependent protein catabolic process
Cellular component (GO): mitochondrial membrane; ubiquitin ligase complex; cytoplasm
Molecular function (GO): ubiquitin protein ligase activity; zinc ion binding; ubiquitin conjugating enzyme binding
Source: RefSeq, a predicted model, not a curated record
UUUUAUUUUUCAGGCUCUGAGCUCUUGCUGGCUGUGACAUGUCUUGGAACUACUGAAAUGUGAGUGAAGCUGUUGAAAAGUCCAGCAAUGAAGAGGGAAUUCUCCUCUCCGUUUGUCAGAAUUGCUGGGUGUGUUUAAACUGAUGUCCUCUGCUACUAAAAACUGCUUCAGCACCAUGACAACCGGAGUAGCAGAAGUCGGGGAAUUACCCUUGGAGUCUUUGGUAACUUGCAAAAUGUGCUUAUCUGAAUAUUCACUGGAUAAGAUGACUGCUCUUCAGGAUUGCAAUUGCAUCUUUUGUACCUCAUGUCUAAAACAAUACACGCAAUUGGCCAUCCGUGAGGGGUGUGGUUCUCCCAUCACUUGUCCAGACAUGGUCUGUUUAGGCCAUGGGAUGCUACAAGAAACAGAGAUAGCCAGCUUGGUGUCUGCGGACCAAUUUCAAUUGUACCAGAAGUUGAAAUUUGAAAGAGAAGUGCAUUUGGAUCCAUUGAGGACCUGGUGUCCCUCUGCUAAUUGUCAGACUGUGUGCCAAAUUGAACCAAGUGACUCUGGAUUACCAGUGUCUAUAAAAUGUCAGAAGUGUUACUUGACAUUCUGUUCAUCAUGCAAAGAGCCUUGGCAUGUGGAGGGAUCAUGCUCGGAAAGCCAUAUCAUGGGGCUUGCAAGUGAGCAAGGAACACUUAUUAAAAGCAACUCAGAAGCUCCAAUUAAGCAGUGUCCAGUUUGUCGGAUCCAUAUUGAGCGGAAUGAAGGCUGUGCUCAAAUGAUGUGUAAAAAUUGCAAGCACACAUUUUGCUGGUACUGCCUACAAAAUCUGGAUAAUGACAUCUUCUUAAGGCAUUAUGACAAAGGUCCCUGUCGAAAUAAACUAGGCCAUUCACGAGCCUCAGUUAUGUGGAACAGAACACAGGUUGUUGGCAUCCUAGUAGGCCUGGGAAUCGUCGCGUUGGUAACAUCUCCAUUACUGCUCUUAGCUUCACCAUGCAUCAUUUGUUGUGUCUGCAAAUCCUGCCAAAGCAAGAAAAAGAAACAUGGCCCACCACCAACAUAAAAAUUUCUGCCUAUUUUGGAUGUGAAUGUGUUUAUCGUCUUUGUCAGGGAGAAGACUAAUGGUUGACGUCUUUCACUGUGCUUUACCAACCAAUUCUCCUUUGUUUUGCCAACUUCUGUAAAAAGUGCCUACUGGUUCACAGGUUGCCACUUUAUUUACAAGCUGCAGUUCAGGGGGGAUGGGGGU